GGGGCGCGGGGCCGGGACAGGACCGGGACCAGGACAGGACCGGGACCGCCUAACAUUUCCAGCUGCAGCUUCCUGGCCGUUUUCCGUGCCAGGGCAGCUGCGAAGGGCUCGCUCUGUGCCCAUGUAUCACAGCUGAAGAGGAGCCACGCGUGCCAUCCCUCACUUCUGUCCAGGAACCACAGCAAGAACAGAGGCCCCAUGCCCAAGGAUGGACAGUGCUCCAGACCCUUAGCAAAGCACCACAGCAGGCAGGGCAGACAAGGAACGAAGGCACUGUAGGAUGUUCAACACCAGCACAGACUCCUUGGGAAACAACUGCAGCCACCGCACAGCAGUAACUACAACAGUCAUUCCACUGCUCUACUCCUUCAUCUUCCUCACAGGGCUCUUGCUGAAUGCCCUGGCAGCCUGGGUCUUCCUGUACGUUUCCAGCACAAAGAGUUUUAUUGUCUAUCUCAAAAACAUCGCCGUGGCCGAUCUCCUCAUGAGCCUGACGUUCCCUUUCAAAAUCCUCGCUGAUUCAGAAAUUGCACCUCCAGAGCUCAACCUGUUUGUGUGCAGAUACUCUGCAGUUGUGUUCUACAUGAACAUGUACAUUGGAAUCAGCUUUUUCGGCCUCAUAGGGUUUGACAGAUACUACAAAAUUGUAAAACCUUUGUUCACCUCCUUUGUUCACACAGUGAACUACAGCAAGGUGGUCUCUAUAAUCAUAUGGCUGUUGUUAAUGCUUAUAUCAUUUCCAAAUAUGAUUUUAACUAAUGAAAUCACUAAAGACAAUUAUUCUAGAAAAUGUAUAGGUCUUAAAAGUGAGCUUGGCAGACAGUGGCACACAGCAACAACUUAUAUUUGCACAGGGAUUUUCUGGGUUGUUUUUGUUCUGCUAAUCAUAUUUUACACUGCUAUAUCCAAAAAAAUAUACAGCUCUUACAAAAAAUUCCGAAGGAGCUCAGACAUGGCCAAGAGAAAAACCAGCCGGAACAUUUUCAGCAUCAUGUUUGUGUUUGUCAUUUGUUUUGUGCCCUACCACCUUUGCAGGACCCCAUACACCCUGAGCCAGACCAGCUCCCAGUUCACCUGCCAGUCCCAAAAAUCACUGUACUAUGCCAAGGAGUUCACUCUGGUGCUGUCUGCUGCCAACGUCUGCCUUGACCCCAUUAUUUAUUUCUUCCUCUGCCUCCCCUUUAAAGAAAAGCUGUAUCAAAAACUGCAUCUCAAGCUGAAAGCUUCAAGUGAGGUUGAAAUUUCUAAAUCCAGAAGAUCAAAUACACUUCGGGAAAGUAUAAACAUCUUGUAGUUUCAGGUCUGCACAAUUAUGCACGUUUCAGGAAGUCAUUCAUGAAUGCCAAUGUCCCAAAGAACCUUAGCAGAUGAGAACCAGCAACAAACAAAAGAGGUUUCAACACAAAACACCAAGUGCUGUUUCUCUGUGUAUAUAUAUAUAUAUAUAACCAUUACUGCAUGUGCCAAUACAUUCACCAUGUGCUGUUUCAGCUGACGCUGUGAUUGCGUCAGGAUGUGACACAACCCAUCUGGAUCUUAAAAGCAGAGAGAGAAGUACCUGGAAUGGCAUGUUCUGGAGCUCCAGGCCAUGGGUCUCGGAAAGGAUCACCCAAAAGACCCAAAACUAAACCAAUUUUCUGCUGUUUCUCACAAAGCCAGGCACGACACACAACAGCCACCAAAGCAGCCUGACAGCCCUGGGAACACCCAACAGCUCCACCUCGACCAGGGCAGAGCCCCAGGGAGCAACAUGAGGAUGGUCAGUACGAGUCUCUCAGAAUUGGCCUCCACCUGCCCACCCAAGGGGACUGAGACUGGGCAGGGAACCUCACUCAUUUAUCUAGUGGGUCAUAGAGCAAAGGGUUGGUGGCAAUGCGCAGCUUAAGAAAGGAUUCUAUGCCAACAACUGGGAGGAAGAGGGGGGAAGACUUCAUUAAACAGACUCUGGAGGCUCUGCCCUCUAAGCAAGGGAGCCAACCUGCUGGGGAAGGGAAUCUGGUGCUUUGUAGAAGAUCUUUUGUCAUUUAUGGCAAAAACAUUCAGUUCCCUACAUGGCAGGGCUUGGUAUUUGCCUACGUAAAUCUACAUAAUUGUGGCUGUGAAAGAUCACUGGCACAGGCAGAAAAAAACACUUCCCCAAUAUAUAUUUGAAUAACUUUUUAAUUGCUGUGCAGGCUUUGAAAACAUCAUUUAUAUUGCUUCCUCACCCCAGCAGAUUACUGAUAUUAGAACAACAAGAAUCUACAUGCAGGCACCAGGGAAAGGGUGGCGAUCAACACCCUUGUUCAAACGGAUGCUACACAUAAUUCACGUUGAAAAAAAUCCUCCUCCAAGAGCUUCACUAGUCAAGAAACGCUCCUGUGCCCCUGCUCCUGCUCCAAACCCACCCUGUGAGUGACAAGUCCCAAAUAACACCAGUGUCAAACCAAGCCCUUGCUCCAUCUCCCCAGCCUUGCUCUUCACUUUGCUGGAUGAACUGAAGCCAAUAUUUUUUCAGCACUGGGUAAAUUAAUCCUUUCACAUCUUUCCCAGCACAUCAUGCCUCAGAUACCCCAAGCCAGCUCUUUACACACCCAAUGAACUCACAUUCACAUGUCUGUUCUCCUAAAACACCUCUGCAGAAAGGGCAGACUGUUUCACAGUAAAGGCUUACCCAACUGUCCCAUACUUUGUCUUUUUAGACCUGAAAGUUUCCUGAGUUGUAAACUGACUACAGAAAAAGGGAGAACAACAGACAAAGACACAGAGACAGAAACAACUGACAGUGGUGCAGUUUGGGUUUAAAAAAAAUCCCUACAAGUAUGGCAAGAUCAGCUUUGCAUAAGCAGAACACCAAAAAAUGAGCCCAUGUUUGCUCACAACUGGACAUGGGAUCAUUCCGGAUCACGACGUUUUGCAAACAUUUUGACAAAUAUGGUCUGAACUUUCAGCUUAUGACUAAAUGUAACACCAGACAUUCUUCAUCUGUUCCUUCCCAAAGCUCUGAUACGGGGUUUGUAAAUUCCUGUGGAUUCUCAACUACAACCAAGUGUCACCAGUCAGUUUCAGUAUUGCUGUCAGUACCUCACCCUGCAUGGUGUCAGACCUUUUCUCACGGCAUACCAAAACCAAAAU
Molecule: messenger RNA, 3114 nt
Organism: Myiozetetes cayanensis
Lineage: Eukaryota; Metazoa; Chordata; Aves; Passeriformes; Tyrannidae
Gene: P2RY14
Product: purinergic receptor P2Y14
Exons: 3
Coding region: 281-1294 (337 amino acids)
Biological process (GO): G protein-coupled receptor signaling pathway
Cellular component (GO): membrane
Molecular function (GO): G protein-coupled purinergic nucleotide receptor activity
Source: RefSeq, a predicted model, not a curated record